UGCCCUACAAACUUGCUGCCAAAAAUAUGGAACUAGUGAAAGACUUUUAUACGUAUCUCGUGGCCAUCACAGCGUUUACCCUACUGUACGUAACCGUGGACAGUAAAGCAUGUGACCCUGUACCCUAUGUCACACGCGACUUCUGGAACGCCCUGCCACCUAAACUGGUGGAACAUUUUGCCGGUCCGAUACCGUACGUCAUCAUACACCACUCAUACAUCCCGGCGGCGUGCUACAACGGCCUUCAGUGCAUUGCCGCAAUGCAACAGAUGCAGAAAAUGCACCAAGAAGUACGACAGUGGAACGACAUUGGGUACAGUUUUGCGGUCGGUGGUGAUGGCCGCAUCUACCAGGGGCGAGGAUUCAAUGUGAUCGGUGCCCACGCGCCAAGGUACAACAAUCGAAGCGUUGGGAUCUGCUUGAUCGGCGAUUGGGUUGCGGAUUUGCCACCGAAAAAUAUGCUCGCGGCAGCAAAAACUCUCAUCGAGUACGGCGUCCGGAAUGGGCUGAUAGCGCAGAACUACACCCUGCUCGGACAUCGACAGGUGCGUACGACCGAGUGUCCUGGUGAUCGACUAUUUGAGGAGAUUAAAACAUGGCCCCAUUUCAACCCGAUGACCGACAUCGUGGACCAGAAUAGUGUAUGAGGACGA
Molecule: messenger RNA, 653 nt
Organism: Anopheles maculipalpis
Lineage: Eukaryota; Metazoa; Arthropoda; Insecta; Diptera; Culicidae
Gene: PGRP-LB
Product: peptidoglycan-recognition protein LB
Exons: 4
Coding region: 27-647 (206 amino acids)
Biological process (GO): peptidoglycan catabolic process; innate immune response
Molecular function (GO): zinc ion binding; N-acetylmuramoyl-L-alanine amidase activity; peptidoglycan binding
Source: RefSeq, a predicted model, not a curated record